GUUCUGCUUUAUGUUUUUGCGAAGCAAGCUGAAAAGGCUCCAGAAAAGGGAUCAGAACUUGAAGUUCAGAUCAGACACAGAGAUGAAAAAGGAAAAAAUCCAGUAUUUCCUGACAGUAUAUAUUGGUCAAUGAGAGUUUGCUCGGUUUUUUUCAUAUCUAUCCAGAAACUGGAAAAAUGAGUUUGACGUGUUAAACUCCUUGUUCUUGAACUCAGAUGGUCAAUUCAGCGUUUUGUUGGUUUACGUUUUGAUUUCAGUAAGUAACAAUGCCUUUGUGUUUUGAUUAGGUGGAGAAAGCACGUUGAGGCAUAGUUUAGUUGACUGCGAGAGCCAAGGUCCUUGUCUUCAUUGUUGCAGAAGAUAUUGCGAUCAUGAAGAAUUGAUUAGUGUCUAGAAAGUGGAGAUAUUUGCAACCCAACAAAGAAAAAAGCAUAUUCUUUUCUUUCUUUCUUUCUUUUGAGAUGGUCUGAUCAGAAAUUCAUCAUUUAUAUGCUCUAUCCAGUUGAAGAAGUGGAAUCUUCUCAUCUUCUAUAUAAUUCACCAUUAGGGUUUUUUAUCUUUUCAAUAAAUUUUAAUUUCUGCACUGGAAGGUGGUUAUCAGAUGAUUUUUGGUCUUGGGAGCUCCCAGGAUUGUAGAAGAAGGGAUGGUUAGAUUGAAAAUUAGAUGAGAUGUGAUGAUUAUUAAUUACAAGGUAGAAACUAGAAAGAAAGAAGGUGGGGUGAUGGGCAAAAUGGUUAUUAUGUUUAUUUUUGGAAAAAAUUAAUACUCACUGCAAAGGCUUCAACUCCGAGGAUAGUUUUAGUAUAAGGCAGUAAAAGUUUUGACAGAUACAAGCUCAGUUGGGUCCAGAAAUAAUUGGAAAAAAGUGAAUAGCAAAGGGAUAUUAUAUAAAGAGGGGGAGUUAGAGUCUUUGGACGGAAGAGAGCGAAAUGAUUGUGUAGAGGGAAAGGUAGAGAAUUCUAACUCAUUUGGGGUGGUGGGUAACGGUAACUUUUUUCGGAAACCAAUUGGGUGUGGUGAAAAUAAUAAGGAGACGUGAUCUUUUGCGAUCUCUCAUCUCUCUCUCUCUCUCUCUCUUUCACAGAAGCAGGCAGGGAGCAGGUUGGCUGGUAUCGAGGGGGUGGGUGGGUCUUGCUGGAACAAAACAGUUUUUCUUACAUAAAGGAACUAAAAAGAGAUGGUUUUACAGCUUGAUAUCUUCUGAUGAUUUUGAGGUUUAGAUUUCUUCUGGGAACCCGAGGAGACUUAAAAGUAUGGAGAUAGAGGGUUGGGGGUGGGGGGGAAGGAUCAUCUUCAUUGCUCUAACAUGUUAGAGAUUGAAGAUGACAAGGAUGUUACUAAUGCAAUCAGUCUGUAUCUUGGUGUUUUCUUAGGUUUUUGGGAGUUCACCUCUUUCUUUCUCUUCUGUCUCUCUCCCUCUCUCUCUCUCUCUGUCUCUGAGAUAGAAGCAAACGUUCUCUGUAUCUGUUACAUUGGACUCUUGACGUGACAUAUUUAGCUAAUUAAGGAAGGAGAUCGUAGCCUCAGGAUCAUAUAGUUGAGAGUGCCUCUCUCUCUCCCCACCCUUUGACUUCCUCCUGAGUGUGGUGGAGUUGGGUUUUAAGGGUUAUCAGCGGUAGUCGUCUUGCUCAGGGAACAAAAGAAACUAAUUUCUUCCAUUUGAAGGGGGUUUGCUUCUUGCUGUCCAUAUGCUGUUGAUCUUCUGUUGCUGAGGAUAGAGGAAGCUGAGAAAAAAGACUCGACAGUUCUAUUUAUAUGAUUUUGGAGGAUCUGGUGCUGUCCAACAGAAACGAAUUAGAGUCUGCAUAUUUUAUGGAGUUAAACGGUUUGUAAAAACUUUUCUAUGAGGACUUCUUCUGUGAUGGAGUGGAACCCAAAGACUCCCUCUCAGUGGGACUGGGAGAAUCUAGUGAUGUUUAAUGGAAAAGCAAAUGAGAUUCCUAGGCAGGUACAACCAACAGAUUGGGGGAUCGAAGGAGAUGGGGGAAUUGACAAUGGGUCUGUCUAUUCAUCUGCAGGCGGUGGCUGUUCUGGUUCUGAUUUGGGACAUGGCUCUUCAUCCAAGAGCUCGGUCUCUGCAUCUGUUGACUCAUCAUCAAAGGGGGGCAUAAAAAUGUCCAAUUUUAAUUUUGAGACAGCUGAAGCUUUGUCUAAAGAUUUUAGAAACAAGAAAGAAUUACCCAGAUUAGAAGAUACUGAAACCUCUCCAACUCUGGGAGUUUCAGGCUCCACUGAACCGUUGAUUGGUUUAAAGCUUGGUAAGCGCACUUACUUUGAAGACAUUUGUGCCGGCAGCACCAUUAAGCAUUCCUCUUUUUCUGUUAUUCCAACGUCAUCUUCUACCACAGCAAAGAGAUCCAGGGCAUCUUAUCAAAGCACACAGACCCCGCGCUGCCAAGUAGAAGGUUGUAACCUUGACCUUUCAUCAGCUAAAGAUUAUCAUCGCAGGCAUAGGGUCUGUGAAAGCCAUUCCAAAUGCCCAAAGGUAAUUGUAGCCGGCCUGGAACGUCGUUUUUGCCAACAGUGUAGCAGGUUCCAUGAUUUGUCUGAGUUUGAUGAGAAAAAGCGAAGCUGCCGCAGGCGUCUCUCUGAUCACAAUGCACGUCGCCGCAAACCACAACCAGAGGCAAUCCAAUUCAACUCUGCAAGGCUUUCUUCAUCAUUUUAUGAUGGGAGGCAACAGAUGAACCUUGUUUUAAACAGGGUGCCACUUAUUCAUACUAGACCUGCUGCAGAUCCAACUUGGGAAAGUGCAUCUGACUAUAAGCUUACACAAACAAGAGGAUCUCUGAUAAGACCAGCAAAAGCAGGAGGCAUUGAUGGACAAUUGCAUUUGCCAAGCAAUGAGAUGCCAAAUGCCAUUUCUAGACAUGGUCAUGACUCUGAUAGGCUUUUGUCAUCCAGGGGCACCAAUGCUGAGAUCCUUAGUCAAGGUCUUGAAGCAUCUGGGGUCGCUUCUAACUUGGACACAACACCGGAUCUUCGGCGUGCUCUCUCUCUUCUGUCAACUAACUCUUGGGGUUCAACUGAUCCUGAACCCACAUCACUUGAUCAGAUCAUGCAUACAAACCACACAAGGAUGGCUCAGCCAGUGGUGCCUCAAGACUUGCCACCACCUUCAUCAGAAUACUGGCAGGUUGAACAUCAGCCAGCUGUAUCCAGAGUACAUUCAUUGGGUGCAGAUGAUGAACUGAUGAGUGGAACUUACCAACACCAUCCCCCCCUGAAGCGGCUGAAUCCAAAGGAAUUCAAUGCAGUUUUGGCAUGGAAAGUGAAGUCCUCAACUCUGUGUAGGAGUCAAAAUGCAAGUGUAAAUUCCACGUUCUGAAAGUUAGCUACCACUUUCAUCGGGUUGUUUGCCCUCUAGAUCUCUACUGCAUAAUUGCAGUUUUCCAUGAUGUUGGUACACUAACUCCAUCCAAUGUCUUUUUUGUUGUCCAUUUCCGGAACCCUGAAAUCUUAUGCUAAACAGGUCAACUGCAUACGACAUUUAAGAUGGCAAUUUGAUUGCUUCCUUUAAUUUCUUUUGUUCAUACAGUAGAAUCUAUUCACUCAGUUAAAUUGCAAAGCUGUUCUUUAUGGAAUUUUACAGAAACUAACAUUAGAUCAUGAUGCAUUGUUUGGUGAAAA
Messenger RNA from Nelumbo nucifera (sacred lotus), 3631 nucleotides. Its product is annotated as squamosa promoter-binding-like protein 3. Gene Ontology annotation, molecular function: DNA binding. The record is from RefSeq and is a predicted model, not a curated record. Lineage: Eukaryota; Viridiplantae; Streptophyta; Magnoliopsida; Proteales; Nelumbonaceae. Gene Ontology annotation, cellular component: nucleus.